Molecule: messenger RNA, 253 nt
Organism: Staurois parvus
Lineage: Eukaryota; Metazoa; Chordata; Amphibia; Anura; Ranidae
Source: the annotation of a GenBank genome assembly
GUCAGUCACUGCUACCCAUCAGUGCUGCCGAUAAGUGCCACCUAUCAGUGCCCAUCAGUGCCACCUAUCAGUGCCCAUCAUUGCUGCCUCAUCAGUGCCCAUCAGUGCAGCCUCAUCAAUGUACAUUAGUGAAGGCCAAAAAUUACCUGUUUGCAAAAAUGCUGUAAAUAGAAACAAAGAAAAACUUUUUUUUUUUCAAAUUUUUUGCUUUUUUUUGUUUAUAGCGCAAAAAAUAAAAUCCCAGCAGCGAUUA